This is a messenger RNA of Polyodon spathula (Mississippi paddlefish), 928 nucleotides long. Its product is annotated as sorting nexin-11-like. The record is from RefSeq and is a predicted model, not a curated record. The transcript is spliced from 7 exons. Gene Ontology annotation, molecular function: phosphatidylinositol binding. Lineage: Eukaryota; Metazoa; Chordata; Actinopteri; Acipenseriformes; Polyodontidae. Gene Ontology annotation, biological process: intracellular protein transport. Bases 16 to 741 code for a protein of 241 amino acids.
ACUACAAAUUCCAGCAUGCUUUGCGAAUUCGGCGGACACUGUCCCCCGCACCAGCAGUGUGAUGAGCAUGUCACUGUGCCUCCCACACAGUCAGGACUGCAGCAGAAUGAUCACAGAUCAGGAACAGAAGCAAGAGGAGGAAUUUAUUGCAGUCAGAGUGCAAGACCCCAGAAUUCAAAACAAGGUGUCCUGGUGCUCUCGAACAGCAAGGCUUUCACUGCAAAGACCUCUUGCGUGCGCCGGAGAUAUAGCGAGUUCGUCUGGCUGAAGAAGCAGCUGCAGAAGAACUCUGGCUUAGUGCCAGUCCCAGAGCUUCCACCCAAAACCCCCUUUUUCAGUGUUAACAACGAGGACUUCAUAGAGAAGAGACGGCAGGGGCUCCAGCAGUUUCUAGAGAAAGUGGUGAACAGGACUGUGUUCCUGUCGGACAGCCAGCUUCACCUCUUCCUGCAGACCCAGCUCUCUCCAGCGCAGAUCGAGGCCUGCGUUCAGGGACACGCCCCCUGCAGCGUCACUGCAGCCAUCCUCCACUACGCUUCGUCCAAUCAGGGCUGGGUGCAGGAGGAAGAGGGCGUGGCCACGGAGGAGGACUGCGAGCGCACCCUCCCUGUCUUCUAUGAGUCACCUGACAGCCCCGCCCCUCGCCUCCAGUCCAGCGAAUGCGAAAGCAGCUCUGAGAUCAGCCUGGCGGAGAGCGAUGCCCACACUGGAUCUGACGACCAAUUGGAUAAUAGGGACUGAACUUUUUAGCACGGCUAGAUUCCAAACACACUAAAUACACACAAGAGAAAACUUGAAAAAAAAAAAAAAAAAAAAAAAAAAAGUGGUCAUUUCAUUUCUAAAUCAUCUUCUGUCAGUGAACUAAGAGAUCUCAAGCUAAUAUGUAAACAAUAAGGGAUCAUUGGCAGGAGAGAGGGACCUGCAGUGU